This is a messenger RNA of Lottia gigantea (owl limpet), 764 nucleotides long. RefSeq lists its product as hypothetical. Gene Ontology annotation, molecular function: RNA binding; structural constituent of ribosome. The transcript is spliced from 5 exons. The record is from RefSeq and is a predicted model, not a curated record. The coding region runs from base 37 to 672 and encodes 211 amino acids. NCBI's taxonomy places the organism in Eukaryota, Metazoa, Mollusca, Gastropoda, Lottiidae. Gene Ontology annotation, biological process: translation. Gene Ontology annotation, cellular component: cytosolic large ribosomal subunit; ribosome.
GACUUCCUUUCCCAACAUCGUGCAACUGGAGUAAACAUGAGUUCUCUCAGGUUGCAAAAGCGGUUAGCCGCUUCCGUGCUGAAAUGCGGCAAAAAUAAAAUCUGGUUGGAUCCCAAUGAAAAUAAUGAAAUAUCCAAUGCCAACUCUAGACAAAACAUAAGAAAAUUAGUGAAGGAUGGUUUGGUUAUUCGUAAACCAGUUACAGUUCACUCCCGAGCUAGAGUACGAAAGUUUAUGAUCGCUCGACGAAAGGGACGUCACAUGGGCCCUGGUCGACGACGAGGUACUGCCAACGCUCGACAACCCCAGAAAAUCGUCUGGAUGAACAGGAUGAGAGUUUUACGUCGAUUGUUAAGACGUUAUCGAGAGACCAAGAAAAUUGACAAACAUAUGUAUCAUGAACUGUAUAUGAAAUCUAAAGGUAACGGAUUCAAAAACAAGCGAGUACUCAUUGAAUUUAUCCACAAGAAGAAGGCUGAACAACAGCGAUUGAAACUUCUCAAGGAUCAAUUCGAAGCUAAGAGAAUAAAGAUCGAAGAAGCCAGAAAACGCAAGGCUGAUAGAUUGAAACAGAAACGUGCCGAGUUAUUGAGAACCUCCAUCUCCGAAGAUAAAGAUAAGGAUGAAGAGAAAAAAGAAAAGAAAGAAAAAGACGACAAAAGCAGUUCUUAAAUCUCCCGUCUAAUAAAAAAAUAAAAAAUACAAAAUGUCUUCUUCGGAUUCAAAAUGAAAACAAGAGCAAUCUAUGUAUACAUCUUCAAACU